Messenger RNA from Xyrichtys novacula (pearly razorfish), 23243 nucleotides. The record is from the annotation of a GenBank genome assembly. Lineage: Eukaryota; Metazoa; Chordata; Actinopteri; Labriformes; Labridae.
AUGGCACCCACAGUAGACCCACAGCCAGCAGCGAUUGAAAGGUACUUCCACAUCCAGGAUACUGCUUUACCACAACAGAAAUCAAAAGCAAGUGUCAAUUCAGCUUAGCCUCCUCUUACAGGGAUACAUGAUAACACAGUGACACCAUCCUAGCACUGCCAUACAUAGUGCUGAAAUGUAUGUGUUUAAAUCAGGAGAUAACUAAUUGGAAAUAAAACAAUUAUUUUUAAAAAAAGGGUGGGUGGGGGGGUAUGAUAAUCCAUGAAUUAAAGGGAUACGCAGACAGCCCCUCGAGAGAUGAAUGUUGCCGACUACUUGCUUUUCUAUUCAUACCAGCUUCAGCAACAACUGCACAAUAGCAAUACACAAUGCUCUACAUCUCCACGCACAAACCUCAACUAAAAAGCCUCUCAAUAGCCACAAAUAAUGCUCAGAACAGCACCUAACUUCAUCAACAGUACAUAUAGGGUUCCAGCCAUAGUACUAGUCAUCAAACUGCCUGAAUUCUUUGGCAAGGAGACCAAAUACAAUUCACCCACUCUCUUCCAGCAGCUGUUUGUUUGGGGGGGGGGGCCCUGACAAGUCGAUCACCGAGUACAGUUGAGUUUCGCAGCUCAAGGAAGAACAUUUAUGGUCUUUUCUUUAUGGAAAUGCAAUUAGACCAAGAUGCUAAGGCAGAAGAACUACUGCAUCUGCAGUGCAAAAUUAUUAUUUUGAUUAUUAUUACCUCAUGGAAAUAAUACGCUGCACUAAAAAAAAGUGUGAUGGCUAGUACUAUGGCUGGGAUCCUAUAUGUACUGUUGAUGAAGUUAGGUGCUGUUCUGAGCAUUAUUUGUGGCUAUUGAGUGGCUUUUUAGUUGAGGUUUGUCUGUGGAGAUGUCGAGUACUGUCUAUUGCUAUCGUGCAGUUGUUGCUUAAGCUAUCUAACUCUGUGGUACGGUGUGUUUGACCAUAAUUUAAAUUUAUGCUGGAAUAUCCCUAAAGUGAGUGGGAAGAAUAAGUCAAUUAUCUUUCAUCAUUUAAUCACAGUGUAUGACACUGUCAUUCUUUCAUUCUAUCAUCUUUUUAUUGAAAGUGUUUUAACAUUUUCAUUCAUUUGUUUGUUUCAUGGAUCAAACAACCCUUGACUGUUUCAUCACAAGGCAGGUUAACUGUGAAAUGAAUUGCCUUUUGGGGGUCAAUAAAUUUGUCUGAUUCUGAAUCAGAACUGUAACAUAAUGUGGUUUUCAGAUCCAAAUAAAUCAAAUGCAAAUGUAUCUAUGUUAAUCCUGACUUGAUGUGUAAGUACUCGGGCAUACUCACUGGAAGCUGUUUCCAUCCCAGUUACAGGGUCAGAGACAUCUUCAGGAUCAGUCACAGUAACUGUCAGGCCUAUGUGCAAAGCAGAAACACAUUUUUCAAACAUCCACACUGACUGUUGUAAGCGUUUUCAUGCAGUACAAAGAUUAUUGGUCUACCUGUCAACUUGGUUGUGGAUGUUGGUUCCAUCGCGGUUGUACUGGUACCUGCAUCUGCUAAUUCCAAAAAGCAUAAUUGCAUCAGCACUCUAUCUCUCUAGACAAAUGAGGCCCGAACUACACGAAGGAGGAUAUAUUUCAAACCGCACAUAUUUGUGUCCGAUUAGGCCUCCCUACCACACCAAACCGGGAGUUUGGAGCACUGAAACCAGAUAAAUCUGAAUCUGGAAAAAUAAAAAAAAUAUCCGUAUCCCGUAUCCGCAGUGGAUUCGUGUGGUCGGACUUUUACGGAUCGAUGACGUCAAACCGCAGCUCGCGCAUGCGCAUUAAAAAACGAAAACAAUAACAACAAAGAUGGCGGACAUACAGGGUAUUCUUUAGGUUUGUUUUGCCCUUUUGGGGCUAAUUUCAGCCUUGCAAGUGAACCUUAUUUUAUACAAUUACAUCCACCAGUCAGUCAGCUCACAGAGGCGUCUGCUGCGCCCAAUACUUUUUUUGGAGAGCAAUCGUAACGUUAAUGUUAGGCGUUUUAAAGUUCGCCAGAAGCGUAAGUUUUGGGUCAAACCCGGUCGGACCAGCAAGUGGCGGGACAACUUCGUUAGAGGGGCUGUGCCUGCAGAUGAAUGGAAGCUAAACUUUCGUAUGUCAAAGCGGCACCAGAUAGGAUUGAGUUUGAAGCCUACGUGUGGACACAGAUAUUUUUUUGAACUAACACGUGUGGACAGGUACAUUUAUUUAGACGGGAGUACAAAAAUAUCCAGAUAAAUAAAUAUCCGCCUUCGUGUAGUUCGAGCCUAAGAAGAGGCAGCAGCCAAGUCAGCCUCUGCUUUCCAGAGUCUGUCAGAGAGGAUGUUUCUGACUCACCUAGAGUCUUUCUGACAGUGGGGACAGUCAAAAUCAUGACCAGUAAAUGAUUUGAAAAAAACAUUUAGGCAUUAGCGCUGCCUAUGUGAAUUUGUAUUUCUUUCUUAAAUUUCUUUUAAUGUUUUAAUUUUUUUCUUUUUUUUUUUUUGGGGGGGGGGGGGGGGGGUCAUUAGACAGAACAAGACAUAAAACAACCACAAAAUUAAAGAUGACGGCCAAAGUUCGGGAGGUUCAUAUCCUGCCCUGUAAGUGAAUGAAUGAUGUAAAGCGCUUUGAGGUCACUGACGAAAAGUGCUUUAAAAAACUGAUGCAUUAUUAUAAUAACAUUAUACAACAAGAUACAAGAUGCCUUAUUGUCAUUGCACUUAUGCACAACGAGAUUGAAUUUACAGAUGGGAAAAGAACAUUCAACCCUAUAUAUAUAUAUAUAUAUAUAUAUAUAUAUAUAUAUAUAUGUACUACAGGCCAAAAGUUUGGAAGCAAGAUCAGAUUUGUACAAAAAAAGAUCAUAGUUUCAUAUAUAUAAUUUGCAACACAAUAAACAUGACUUUUGUGUAAAGAGUAACUUAUCAGAAGACAUUUUGACUAUAAUUAUUAGGUAUUUGAGUAAUUUUGGUAAGACUUUCUUUAAAGUAACCUCCUCUGGCUUUAACAACAGCUUGGCAUAUAAAUUUUUUCCACAAGUUUUUUAAGGCAUGUUCCAGGUAUUGCAUUCCAAGCUUUCUUAAGUUCAUUAAAAAAGAGAUGCUGAUUUGUGGGACGCGCCUUUCUGACCGAUCAAUCCAAUUUAUCCCGCACAAGCUCUGUUGGAGAAAGGUCUGGAGACUGAGGGGGCCAAACCAUCUUUUGAAGAACACUUUCCUCUUCUUUUUUGUCUAAGUAACCCCAACAGAACUUGGCAGAAUGCUUAGAGUCAUUGUCUUGCUGCAAAACAAACUUGUGACCCACAAGUCUGAGUCUAGAUGGAACAGCAUGGUGCUGGAGGAUGGAGUGGUACUGUUCCUUCCUCAUAAUACCCUUUACUUCAAACAAAUCUCCUACUCCAUCACCUGCAAAACAUCCCCAUACCAUGGAACUACCACCUCCAUGCUGAAUUGUGGGUGUAACACAUGGUGCUUUUAGACGUUCACCAGUUUGUCUGCGGACAUAGACUCUGCGUUUUGAACCAAACAGUGCAAACUUGUUUCUAGUCAUCAUGAGUCCAAGUUUUGUGAGCUUUUGCCCACUCGUAUCUCUUUUUCUUGUUCUGUGGACUAAGUAGUGUUUUUUUGCAGAUACACAACCCUUCAGACCAGCCUUUCUCAAACAUCAUUUCACGGUUGUCAGAGUUAUGGGUUUUGACCUUGUCGUGUUGAUUUCCUCCCUUUCCUCCCUGGAACCUACGCUCGUGUCGCAAUGAUAAAUCUGGAUGUGUGCGCCGAUCUUGGCGAACACAAGGUUUUCUGGCGCCGCCAGCGUUGAUACAUGAGGAAAAAUAUCCUCAUGAACUGGAAGUCUCGGAACUCCAUACACAUCAUACACUGGAAAAAUCUGCUCACAGACUACAUCUCCUUAGAAAAUACAAACUCCUCUGACAAUAAUCAUAACUCUACCUGGUUAUCAUUCAUCACUUUUCUACAAUCAAGGAAGGACCCUCUGUUAACCCAGCAGCAUUAAUUUGCUGUGUAGAUGAUGACAGUCCGGGAUACCUGUUUGAGAUUAUAGACGCCAAGGGGGAGAGGCUGAAAGUAACAUUUAAUAAAUUGGGCUUCACAUUUGGAUUAGGUCUACAUUUCUCAGGACUCACAAGUCUGCUGUCACAUAUCUGUGAGGUUGAUGGACUAAACUUUGUGAUUAACUGUAGAUUCUUGCUCACUGCAAGUGAACUGGAGCGUCCGAUGUAAGACAUGUGGGGGGGUGUAAAGAGUUUGUGAACUUUUUUUUUUUUCCUUCAAGUGUUUGUAUGAGCAUGCUUCUAUAGAAAGAUUUAGGAAGAACUGCUGCUGAAAUGUGCCUAAAAUGCAUUAUUAUUAUUAUUAUUAUUAUUAUUACUAUUAUUAUUAUUAAAAUAUGAAUUCGUGCUGUAGCUUAUUCUUGCUUACAUAUUCUUGCUUGCUCAAUAAAGAUGCGAAAACUGGCAAUUUUGCUUCAGAUGAUAACUUUAUUUGUGUACAUCACACCAUAGAUUACAACACAACAUUGUUUUAUGGCUUAAAGUCAUAAUAGUAGCUGUACCAAUCCUCAAAGGACAUCUCGUCAUUCAUCAUAAAAUUAAACUUUGUCCUUCUGAUCAAAACAUCAUUGCUCAACAGUGUGGUAUCAGCUAGAGAUAUCAGGUCAUCUCUCUCCUCCCCUCCGUCUGCACAUUAUUAUUAUUUUUUAUUAUUAUUAUUAUUUUUUUGUUAAUUUUAUUAUUAUCAUUAUUAUUACUAUAUGUGUGUGAGUCUAGCCUGCCUGCCUGCCUGCUUGCUUGGGUGUGCGCGUGUGUGCACGUGUGUAUAUAUUUCCACAUUGGGGACAGUGUGACCCAUGAGACCUGGGAUGCAGGUUUUUUUUUAUUAUUAUUAUUAUUUUUUAUACUGUGUGAGGACUACAGGACCUUUCACUGGGUCAAAAAGACCCCAGUCAUCACUGGGUCAAAAAGACCCCAGUCAGUGUGACCCCUGAGACGUGGGAUGCAGGUUUAUUUUUAUUUUUUUUAUUUUUUUAUUUUUUUACUGUGUGAGGACUACAGGACCUUUCACUGGGUCAAAAAGACCCCUGUCAAUGUGGACUGGGACAGUGUGACCCUUGAGACAUGGGAUGUAGGUCUUAGCUUGAGGACAACAGGAGGGUUAACAUUAUCAAUUGAAGCUGAGUGCAGACUUUUAAUUGCUCUUCUUCUGCUCCAAAUACAAUUACUUCAGUUUUAUCUUUGUUUAGCUGAAGAAAAUUCUGACACAUCCAAUCAUUGAUUUGUGCAAUGCACUGACUCAGUGUUUGUAUUGGAUUGUAGUCGCCUGGCGAUAUGGUUAUGUAAAUCUGUGUGUCGUCUGCAUAAUUAUGGUAAGAUAUUUUGUUGUUUGCUCUGAUUUGAGUAAGAGGGAGCAUGUAAAUGUUGAAUAGGAGUGGCCCCAGAAUGGAGCCUUGGGGAACCCCACAUGUCAUUUUUGUUCGCUCUGAUGUGUAAUUACCUAGAGACACAAAGUAGUCUCUAUCCUUUAAGUAGGAUGCAAACCAGUUUAGUACUGUUCCAGAAAGUCCCACCCAGUUUUCCAGUCGAUCGAGUAGAAUGCUGUGGUCAACUGUGUCGAAAGCGGCACUGAGAUCGAGCAAUACUAGGUAUGAAAUUUUGCCAUUGUCUGAGUUUAAGUGGAUUUCAUUAAAGACUUUGAUAAGAGCAGUCUCAGUGCUGUGGUGCAGUUGAAACCCUGACUGGAAAACGUCAAAACAGUUGUUUAGGACUAAGAAGUUGUGAAGCUGUUGGAAGGCUGCUUCUUCAAUGAUUUUGCUUAAAAACGGGAGGUUCGAUAUAGGCCUAUAAUUGUUCAUUACUGAGUUGUCUAGGUUGCUUUUUUUUUAGGAAAGGCUUUAUGACAGAAGUUUUCAGGGCCUGUGGAAAGACACCUGACAGAAGUGACAUGUUGACAAUCUGAAGAAGAUCUGAGGCCAUACAGCCUGAGCUGACUGUCUGCUUUUAUUGGAUUUCUUGUAUUUUCUUUAAAGUCGUGCUGAGUCUCCAAGUGAGUCCAGCUUCUCACCCGCAAUUCCCAGCGGCACGCAAAGAAUUCUGGGAUACCAAUGGCUAGAAAGCGUGCAUAAAUGCAAGCUUAAAAACGGGGCGGGGGUAGUGUGGUUUUGAGACCGAAUUUGAAGCCCGCUUAGCAUUUCCUGCCAAAUUGGACAUUGUAUGCACACUUCAAAUGCUCCGUUCGAUGGUGCGGUCUCUGAAAUGAGACACGGCCUCAAUCAUUCUGACUGUGUUUCUUCCUCCAGGGUGGACCAUGGUGGAGAACAGUGGUUAAAACCUGGUCUGAAGAAGUGUAAGUGUUGAAUCAGCUUGACUCCUGAUGACCAAACAGCAGACUGUCAGCUAACAAAGAAGAAAGCCUUCAGGUGUGUCUGAUGAUAACCUGCUGCUGUGUUGUGUCUUUUUCUCUCUGUCAGAUUUCUGUGAACUCACACUGGACUCAAACACAGUAAACAGACGCCUCAGACUGUCUGAAAACAACAGGGAGGUGACACGUGUGGAAGAGUAUCAGUCAUAUCCUGAUCAUCCAGACAGAUUUGACUUCUGUCCUCAGCUUCUGUGUAGAGAUGGUCUGACUUGUCACUGUUACUGGGAGGUCGAGUGGAGAAGAAUGGUUUAUAUAUCAGUGAGUUACAGAGGAAUCAGAAGGAAAGGAAAGAGUGAUGACUGUGUGUUUGGAUUUAAUGAUCAGUCCUGGAGUCUGUUCUGCUCUGAUCGAAGUUACUCUGUCCGUCACAAUAAGAUAGAAACAGACCUCGAUCUCCCCUCGUCCUCUCUCUCUGAAAGAGUAGCAGUGUAUGUGGACUGUCCUGCUGGCACUCUACAGUAAAGUAAAAGCGACCAGACGGAGACAGGAAGGCACGGUUAAGCUGCGCCCCGCUGUAUAGAAGAUGUCAAUACCGUGCAUGUCAAAGUUGUAACGAGCGUCAAUGGGGAAAGAUGUGUGCGGAUAGAUAUUUACAAGAAGGGCUAGAUAACUCGAGGCGGAGUCACCGGCGUCCCUAAACGGCGGCCAUCUAACUCCAGUAUUCGAUUCUAGUACACUCUAUGGUAGCUGAGGGAAGGUGAGUAAUCUGCAUGAUCAAAAAUACUAACUCGCUGAAAUCUUGACAGAUUUACAAAUAGUUUUGUUUAUUACAGACCUUAAUAACGUGGCUAUAAGUCAGGAUGCUUGGACAUAUUGAAAUGGCAGAUUUUCUCAGAGAAAAAAAAGACUGAAUCAUGCAGCAAAGUUGUUUCACAGCUUAUAUCUGUUAUUUCUUGCAUUCAAUGAUAGGGAGUAUAAAGCGCACCAUGAGACCUCUCUUAUCUCUCUAAGAAGGUUUUCUUGUGUCUGUCAAUGUUUGACUGCAGGUGCUCAGGUGGUUGAGUCCAAAGUUCAGAGCUGCUCUGUGAUCACAUUUCCUUCCAGAAGACUUCAGUGUGAAGAUGAACUCAGAGAGUCUGGACUGGAUGUGAAUGGUGGGGCCUUUGAAAACCUCCUGCUGUUACUUCCAUCUUUCUUCUCUCUCUGCUUGGUUUCCUGUUCGAAGCUGCUGAUUCAUUUCACCGUCACUCAUGGUCUUCAUGCAGAUUAUUUUCCCCAUCAGAAGGUAACCUAACACACUCUUUUCAUCAUUUCUGAACAUAUUUCAUUAUUUUAAACUCUUUUAGACACAGUCAUGUUGUUCGCUUCUUUUGUUGCUUCAGUUCUUAUGAUGUCGGAUCCAUAUGUUGCUCGGGUUUUCCUGGUUCUGUGGGUUCUCCAUCUUUGGGGUCCUUGUGCUGAAAACGUGUAUAAAUAUAAUAAACAUGACAAUAUGAAAUAAAUCACUGUUAUUAAUCAGACAAUAAUCUGUUUCUGGAGUCAUGGAGGAUAUUUAUUACAGCAUGUCCAGAUUAUUUCUUUGCUCCUGUUUCACUCUCUUUCUCGUUUCCUCUUAUUUAGUCUCUCAGAUUUGAGUUGUUGUUAAUGAGCAACAUCAAGGUUGAAUUCAUUCAACAAUCAAACAUUCAAAACUUCAGAUUUACAACCCUGAUCAAACUGAUUAGAGGGUUAAACUCCAGACCAGAUCACACCAGAUAUGAAACGUCCAUAUCACUAAAAACCUGAUUAAUGAAAUACAAUCAGACCAUGCAGAGAUGCCAAGACAUGGAUAUACAGAUCAUUUCUAUCAAACAUGCUCCAGUUACUGUUUUUCAUACAACACUGAAAUAUAGAAGCACAUCAGCAAACUCAAUCCAACACUGAACUUUGAGGAGUUUCAGAAAAACUCUGAUGUUUCAAACAAAUGCUCUAAUUUCAACAAAGACUUCAACUUUGUCUGCUGCUUUUUAAAUGACCAUCAUCCAUCAGCUGAGCUCUGAUUGGCAGCUUUCAUGUGGUACUUAAACCGCUCCCUGUCUUUGAAAGGUUUCUGAUCCUAAACAUGAGCAGAGUAUUGACCUUUUUCUUUAAACCUUAUUGACCAAUAAAAGAACACACAGUUUGAUUCAGUGUCAUAAAUGUGACAAAGUCCAAGUUUGAAAGAGCAACAUUGAUUUCAGAGUGAAUUAAAUUUGUUGUCCUUCAUUUCAAAGGUGAACCUCAUGUCAUUUUUCUGAGUCUAUUCCUUUGAUUUGGGGUUGAGUCAAAGUUGAAUUGGACUCCUUGUCAGAAGAUCUCUCAUGGUUGGUUCUCUCUGGAGCAGACAAAAGGAGAACUUGAAUGUUUCCAUAUGUGCGCAGGUUUGACUCUCAGUCACAUCAGAUAUUAUCCUGGAUCACUCUGAGGUUUCUCUGUCAUGUCCUGACAGCAGGUCUCUGCAGGGUCCUGCAGUGUGACUGGAGCUGGACUCUGGUUCCUGGGUGUUGGUCAGUGAUUUCAUGUCUGUUUGUGUUUGUAGACUUUGACUGUUCAGUGAUGAGAGUGUGACAGCGUCCUCAGAUUAAUGAUGAUGAACUGAUGAAGGACGAUCAGCUGCAGUGUUUCUCUUUGUCUUUCUGCUACAGGUGAAACAAUAAGUGGAUCUGGAUUCACCUGGUGAGUAUUUUCUUCAUUCUGUCAAACAUCAAACUGAAAGUUUUCACGUCUUCUUCAUUUUGAACAGAACUGGACUCUGAAUGGAUCCAGAUGAGCGCUCUAGUAAACAGGAAUGACUGUGGCUCCAUCUGGUGGUAGAAUCUGGAAUGACACUGUGGUAGAGGACAGUAUGUGUCUCAGGAUGUACUGACUGACUAUGUUGUUGUGUUUGUGUGAAGGUGGGGGCUCUGCUAUGAAUCAGCGUGAGGACAGAGAGGAGGGAGCCCCUCCCUCUAAAACCACUCUGUGGGGGGAACAUGAGAGCCAGACCAAAGCUCAGAGGUGAGAUGAGGAUCUCCAACUGUCCGUGACUCUUCUCCAUGUCAGAGCUCAGCACUCACAUCACUCCACCAUCACUAUUAUUCACACUCAGACCUCUGUCUGUCUGUCUGUCUGUCUGUCUGUCUGUCUGUCUGUCUGUCUGUCUGUAUGUCUAAGACCUGAAUGGCAGUACAGACCAGACUCUCCAGGACCUGGACCCAGCUGUGUGUCCUUCAAGAGUGACCGGUCUAUGGGUCGAUAUAUGAAUUUCAAAGUUGGACCUCAGUCUGAUCGUCAAAAGUAAUAAUCUAUAACAGCAGCACUCAAACCAGGAAGAUUUUUAGUGUUCUUGUUUCUUCAUCAGUGUUUGUGUUUCUGUCAGAGUCAAACAUGAGAGACCAGACUCUCCUGGACCUGGACCUGGACCUGGGCCCAGCUGUGUGUCCUUCAAGAGUGACCGGUCUAUGGGACGAUAUAUGAAUUUCAAAGAUGGAGAUAUUUGUGAUGAGCAAAGGUGAGCCUUUCAAACUGAACUUCCUUUUGUUGUGUGUGAAACUUUUCAUCCUAACUGUGGUCAGUGUUUUCUCUGUGAAGGUGAAGAUUUUUCAGGGUUUGUGUUUCUAUCAGGAUCCAACAGCAGUAAACAGGAUCUGAGCCAGAAAGAAUUGGACUCUGCAUGUAUCUUCAUGUGUGUCCUGUGUCUGUAGGAGGAUCCAGCAGUGUUUCUACCAGGAUCCUCUAUAUAGAUUCUCUCACAUGUAACCCUGUGUCUCCUUAUAUUAUAUCCACUACAUUAGAUUCUGUUUGUUCCACAGAGUUCAGCAGCAGAGAUCAGAGGUUCCCAUUGGUCAGUCUGCCCAGCAGCAUCAAACACAGCUGGACUCCAUAUUUAUGGUAGGUGUAAAUGUACAAACACAGCUCCUACUGAUCAUCAGAGCAGACACUCAGUAUAUUUGGAGGUUUCUGGAUUGUUUCCUAAUGACUCUGCAAACAUCAUCUCUGCCUGAAUUAUCUUCACACUCACAGUUUGACUGAUUGAAUGAAGCCUCACAUUUAUGACCUGCACAGAGUCAGAGGUCAUGGUGGAUGGUAGUCUCAUACAGGCUCAGACUUUGGCAGCAGAGAGCAGAGUUCACAAACUGAGUCCAGUUUGAGGUUUAAAGAACAGAAAGACUUUGGUUCAUGUCGAUGACAGCUGCUGCUCUCAGCUUCAUUCUAAUAAACACAUCACCUCUAAAGUCACUGCAGACUUUUUCUCCAUGAAACCACACCAGGAGAUUUCUCCAAUGUGAAGGUCAGGUCAUAGAAACUAGAUUUGUAGAAGACAGGACCAUCCACAAAGUCAAUCCUGAAGCAGCAUUGUGAUCCAGUCUCCAUGCUGGACUCUGUAGACCAGCAGGCUUUCUGUCUGUCAUAGAUGAUCUGAUGUUCAGUUCUACAAGUUCAAGUUCACAUUUUGUUCUGUUCCAGCUGCUCCAGGAGAACAUGAUCAGCUUUGUAAAGGAGCAGCUGAAGGAGAUCCAGAGAACUCUGAGUCCAAAUGAACCAGAAUACUUAGAGAGUCAGAGGGAGGAUGAGGAUGAAGAGCAGAGGAGGAGCAGAGAGGCAUUUCUGAAGAUCACUGUGAACUUCCUGAGGAGAAUGAAGCAGGAGGAGCUGGCUGACUGUCUGCAGAGAAGUAAGAGGAUAUGAAGAGAUUUAACAUGAUAGAAAGAGGAAAUGGAGACAACUUGGGAGAGGUUUAGAGUUCAGACUCUGCUGUUCAUAUGAUGCACACAUUUGUAUCACAUCUAUGAACUGAGAGAAACUGAUCACAGCUGAUGAGCUGAAGAGAUUUCAGAGAGGAGGGAAAUCAAAUCCAUCCUGAUGUCUUCAAGAGUAAAUUCAUCAGACUGAUUGUAGCUUCAGAUGAUUCAUCACAUUUCUUUUUGUUCAUUCAGGAUCUGCUGCUGCAGAGUGCACACACAAACUCAAGUCCAACCUGAAGGAGGAGUUCCAGUGUGUGUUUGAGGGGAUUGCUAAAGCAGGAAACCCAACCCUGCUGAACCAGAUCUACACAGACCUCUACAUCACAGAGGGUGGGACUGGAGAGGUCAACGAUGAACAUGAGGUCACACAGAUUGAAACAACGUCCAGGAAAGCAGAGCGACUAGAAACAACCAUCAGACAAGAAGACAUCUUUAAAGGCUCACCUGGAAGACAGGAACCAAUCAGAACAGUGAUGACAAAGGGAGUGGCUGGCAUUGGGAAAACCGUCUUAACACAGAAGUGGACUCUGGACUGGGCUGAAGACAAAGACAACCAGGACAUCCACUUCACAUUUCCAUUCACCUUCAGAGAGCUGAAUGUGCUGAAGGAGAAGUUCAGUUUGGUGGAGCUCGUUCAUCACUUCUUCACUCAAACCAAAGAAGCAGGAAUCUGCAGCUUCCAACACUUCAGGGUCGUGUUCAUCUUUGACGGUCUGGAUGAGUGUCGACUUCCUCUGGACUUCCACAACAAUGAGGUCCUGACUGAUGUUACAGAGUCCAGCUCAGUGGAUGUGCUGCUGACAAACCUCAUCAAGGGGAACCUGCUUCCCUCUGCUCACCUCUGGAUAACCACAAGACCUGCAGCAGCCAAUCAGAUCCCUCCUGAGUGUGUUGAUAUGGUAACAGAGGUCAGAGGGUUCACUGACCCUCAGAAGGAGGAGUACUUCAGGAAGAGAUUCAGAGAUGAGAAGCAGGCCAGCAGAAUCAUCUCCCACAUCAUGACAUCCAGAAGCCUCCACAUCAUGUGCCACAUCCCGGUCUUCUGCUGGAUCACUGCUACAGUUCUGGAAGAUCUGCUGAAGACCAGAGAGGGAGGAGAGCUGCCCAAGACCCUGACUCAGAUGUACAUCCACUUCCUGGUGGUUCAGUCCAAAGUGAAGAACAUCAAGUAUGAUGGAGGAGCUGAGACUGAUCCACACUGGAGUCCAGAGAGCAGGAAGAUGAUUGAGUCUCUGGGAAAACUGGCUUUUGAGCAGCUGCAGGAAGGAAACCUGAUCUUCUAUGAAUCAGACCUGACUCAGUGUGGCAUGGAUAUCAGAGCAGCCUCAGUGUACUCAGGAGUGUUCACACAGAUCUUCAGAGAGGAGAGAGGACUGUACCAGGACAAGGUGUUCUGCUUCAUCCAUCUGAGUGUUCAGGAGUUUCUGGCUGCUCUUCAUGUCCACCUGACCUUUACCAACUCUGGAGUCAACCUGAUGGAAGAACAACAAACAUCUUCAAUCUCUAAAAUCUUCAGUGUCAAACCAAAACUGAAACAUCUCCAUCAGAGUGCUGUAGACCAGGCCUUACAGAGUCUGAACGGACACCUGGAUUUAUUUCUACGUUUCCUCCUGGGUCUUUCACUGCAAACCAAUCAGAAUCUCCUGAGAGGUCUGCUGACACACACAGGAAGUAGCUCACAGACCAAUCAGAAAACAGUCCAGUGCAUCAAGGAGAAGAUCAGUGAGGAUCUGUCUGCAGAGAAAAGCAUCAAUCUGUUCCACUGUCUGAAUGAACUGAAUGAUCGUUCUCUAGUGGAGGAGAUCCAACAGUCCCUGAGAUCAGGACGUCUCUCCACAGAGGAACUGUCUCCUGCUCAGUGGUCAGCUCUGGUCUUCAUCUUACUGUCAUCAGAAAAUGAUCUGGACAUGUUUGACCUAAAGAAAUACUCUGCUUCAGAGGAGGGUCUUCUGAGGCUGCUGCCAGUGGUCAAAGCCUCCACCAAAGCUCUGUAGGUGGACACAUGAGAGAUGAAACAUUAUUGUUCAUGAGAGAUGAAACUUUGUGUAUGUGCUAAUCACUGAUUCUUCUUCAGGCUGAGUGGAUGUAACCUGUCAGAGAGAAGCUGUGAAGCUCUGUCCUCAGUCCUCAGCUCCCAGUCCUCCAGUCUGAGAGAGCUGGACCUGAGUAACAAUGACCUGCAGGAUUCAGGAGUCAAGCUGCUGUCUGCUGGACUGAAGAGUCCUCACUGUAAACUGGAAACUCUCAGGUAAGUGUGAAGUUAAAUAUUGAAAUUUGAUCUGUAAGGGAUGAAAAAAAAGAGAGAAAACUUAAUGAGAUAUAAAUUGAGAAACUGAAAUCAUUUCAGUUUUAGGAAGGACAAGACUGAGCAUUCAAAGUCAGUCAUUUUUUUAUGUUGGCUGUUUCAUACCAUCAAGAGAUAGACACACACACACACAAAAAAAAACAGCCGCAUCAAAGAGUAAAAAAGCCUUUAGAUAACAUUAAAACUUGUGGCUAUUUGGCUAUUUUGUAUAUAUUUUUCAAUAUCAUCCUAUUUUUUAGGUUUACUAGAUGUAACCUGUCAUGGGAACACUUUGAAGCUCUGUCCUCAGUCCUCAGCUCCCAGUCCUCCAGUCUAAGAGAGCUGGACCUGAGUAACAAUGACCUGCAGGAUUCAGGAGUGAAGCUGCUGUCUGCUGGACUGAAGAGUCCUCACUGUAAACUAGAAACUCUCAGGUCUGUAUAAGGUUGAACAUAAAACUUUUCUCUGCCAGAUCACAAAACCACAGAAACAAAAGCAUCAAUAAAACAGAGAGCUACUUACUGCUCUUUUAUUAUAAGUGGGGUCAAGUGAAGAGACAUUAUUAAUUCAGUCAGAUCUUGUUAAGAUGAUUAACUAAAAGUACUGAGAGAUUUUUGUUAAAGAUUACAAAAUGUUAAAAGAAGAAGCAAAAGCAUCUACUACAUUUAAUUAUCAAUGAAACAAAAGAGCUAAUUUUAUUCAAAAAUCUUCAUGUCUUUUCAGGUUUAUUGGAUGUAACCUGUCAGAGAGAAGCUGUGAAGCUCUGUCCUCAGUCCUCAGCUCCCAGUCCUCCAGUCUGAGAGAGCUGGACCUGAGUAACAAUGACCUGCAGGACUCAGGAGUGAAGCUGCUUUCUGAUGGACUGAAGAAUCCUCACUGGAAACUGGAAACUCUCAGGUCAGGUUUUCUACUGAUUGGGUUUUGUAGUUGUUUGAAUGAAAUUGUCUGAAGUUGGUACACUUUUCCAUGUUUCAUAUAUUUUUCUGACUCCAGGUUAUCAGGCUGUCUAAUCACAGAAGAAGGUUGUGUUUCUCUGGCCUCAGCUCUGAGCUUCAACCCCUCACACCUGAGAGAGCUGGACCUGAGCUACAAUCAUCCAGGAGACUCAGGAGUAAAACUGCUGUCUGCUGGACUGGAGGAUCCUCUAUGGAGACUGGAUACACUGAGGUAUAACCAGACAGUUACCGGGUCACAGACAACUACAAAUAUGUUUGGUUUCUGCAGCGUGAGGUCUUCACUUCGCAGAUCAUCAUUGUGGACCAUCUUUCUGAUGGACUCUUGGAUGUGAACAGUUUCAUCCUGGAUAGUAGCUCUGAUGCUCACUAGUUCUCAGCCUCCCUCCUUCCUCUUAGUGUAGACCCUCAAGGUUCUGGAUUUAGGGUGAAAACCUCCAUUUGAGUAUUUUGAGGAGCUUUCUUGUCUUGAUAUCAGUGGUCUUUAUAAAGAACCAUUUUUAAAUGCUCUUUAUGGAGGACCGCAAGGGUCACAGAAAUUAAAAUAAAGUAUUUUUAAUUGAAAGUUAUUGUACUAUUGAAACAGGAAUUCAUCAAGUGGUUUUCAAAUUCAUGAGUUCAUCCAUGAACAAAUCGAGGAAUUAUAAAAAGAUUCUACAAAUGAAUCUGUACAAAAGUUUAUGCUUUAACCCUCGGUUUCUGUUAAUUUUAAGAUCCAUGCAGCCUACUUUGUCUCCAAAACAGAAAUGCAAAUAAGUGUUGAUAAAAUAAUCAUUUUUAUACUUUUUUUCAACUCAUAUCCCUUAAACAACUUCAGCCCUGACCACUAAAAAAAAAGAAUUUAAAAAUUAGACGUGUUACCCUUUUAAUGUCAGUUUUUGUUCAACAUGUCAUAUUUAUUGAUAAAGUGUUCGUUCUUAACAGCUGAGUCUAUUGGAGUGAAAAAACACGCCAUUUUCACCUCCUUUUCUCGAGCCUCAUCCUCGACCAAAUCAAAUGAAUCAAAUUCAUUUGUUCAUAUUAAAUUAAUUUUAUAUAUAGGAAUAUAAAAUCAGAAGAUAUAUGUGAGAUAGGAAUCAAGUGUUUUUCCUCCUCUAACUAAAAUCUGACCGUGAUUAUACUGAUAUAAAAAUAACUGCAUAUUUGAGAUGCGAUAUCUUCUCACCUAAUGACCUGAAGGACCUGUUCAUCCUCAUUCAUGUCCAUCCACCUGCUCUGAAGUGAGGAGAAAGUUGAAAUUGUCCAAAUGUCCCCCUCUCUUUGUCCCACACUGCAGAACUUGGACAUCAGCUUAUCGACUGUAAAAACUCACGUCAUGCCCGGUUAUAAACAUGGACGCAGAUUCGCACCCGUGUACACACGCACACAUAUCACACAUAUCCCACUCUUAGACAUCCAUAUCUAGUGUCAUGUAAAGUUUCCUUCAUUUCUGAUGAUGUUUAGUGGAGGAAUCAGCGCUUUAAACACUCUCAGUCCAUGAAUGAAGACUUGCGUGCUCAGCGGCACUGAAGGGGUUAAAGUGAUGUGCGGCUCAGUCUGUAUCACUGUGGGAAAGUCAAAUUUAGAGCCCUGCUGAUCGACUGACUGCAAAAAAAAAGGUUGGAAUAUGUUGUUAUGGAGCCGUAAACACACGGUCAAAAAAACUGUUUUUAAUGGAAGUCUAUUGGCCGAUUUAUGGACAAAGAAGGGUGGGUGGAGCUAAAUGUGGCGACAGAGAACUACAGGUGACACAGAGUUUUGUUUUGUUUUGUAAUAUGAAAAAUAAUAAGAACUCUCACCAAAUUUGAUGCCCCAAUCUUUAAAAAUGUGACUGUCAGCUCAAAAUAAAGAUGAAAAAGAAAGACAAAUGUCCUCAAAACGGACAGAGGAGGAACCGAGGGUUAAAAAUACAUGAAUGUGUUCCCUAAUAGUUUAAAAAUCAGUCUGAAAAUGCAGUUUUAAAAAAGAGAAAUAAAGAAGUGAAUUGACAAUCUGAAGUAAGAAUACAGCUUUUAAUCAGACAUUUAAAGGACAAUUCCUCUUUUUAUUUACAUUUCCUGUCUGCUUCUCCUUUUCCUGUUAGCUAAUCGAUUAUCAAAGUCUUUUUUCUUUCUGUUCCUCCUCUCCAUUUUUCCCUCCCUCACACUUUAGGCCUUGAGCUGGUAAAACCAUAGACUGUAUAAACUAUGGACAACUUGGUUCCGCCUACCGCCUGUAUACGGAUUUGAAGCCAAAAAGCUCUCGGUAUUUCCGGGAUUUUUCUUCAUUUCCUGUAACCAGCGCUGUGCGGUAGCGUUGUGCGCAUUCGGCCGCGCAGUCGCAGAGAGUCACUGUGAUGACGCUCGGCUCAAACAGCGUAUCCGCCGGGAGAUCUAUGCAAUCCCUGAACGCCCAUAGGCUGUACCAGGUGUCAAUCAUAGCAAAUAUGAACCCCCUAAAAUCUUUUAAUAAAUGAGCAGUACAGAAAAAAGAGGACUUGAGUACAAACCAGUCUGACAGUAACUACAUGUCAACAUCACAACCAGGGGGGAGAAAAAUUUAUGUUCUGUGUAAUAAAUUUCUAAAGUUGGUCCACAGCUCCAUAAGCUUUGCUGGCGGAGGCGGGAUUUAUGACCUAUACUGCAGCCCGUCAACAGAGAGUGCUGUUCUUGGAGUGGCUUCACCCUGCGAGGAGGCAGACGGCGUCCAUUCUAUAUACAGUCUAUGGGUAAAACCAGGUAAAACAAUGCAGAUGAGCCAUGAAACAAGCUCUCUGAUUGGUUAUAACCUGGCCUAUUACAUGCAGAUGUCUGCAGGGAGGUGAAGAUGAUGGAGGAUGAGGAAGAAUAGAACUUGUCCAGUGUUCCAGGUGGAAAGAGGUCCAAAGCUGGAUAUUGUGACUCUGUGGUCAUUUCUCAGCUCCCUGAUUGAUGAACAGACACACAGACUAAAAACAGAGAUGAUCAGGAGAGAGAUGGGCUCAUAUUUGAAGUUCAAACACAUUUGACAGUCCUUUAGCCCACGUCAGAACUCAGAGAAGAUGCUUUAUUAAACCUGAUAUUACAAGAUGAAGGUUCACAUCUAGUUUAAUGAUCAGAGCAGAACAACAUUCAGAUCUCCUCCAGAUCCUUUAUCUCAUUCAUCCAUACAGACCAGGAUCAACUCUCCUGGCUGACAUGGGAAGGUCUUCUCUUCUUGAUUUUCUGCUCUCUUUGUUUGGUGAGCCAUCAAACAAACCCUCAGAGCUACAGAGAAACACCUCCUUCAUACAUCCACCCUCAGUCAGAAACAUGGACUCAAAGUACUGGCUGCAGAUGAGGGUUCAAAGGAGAUCAGAUAGUCUUCAUUGAGCUUCAUCAGCUGAGCUCUACUGCUUUACUGGCACAGCUACAUUCAGUGAGAGCAGCAGCAGACCUGUCAGUCAGGAUCAGGUAAGCUAAGGGGCUGUUUGAGGACAUGCACUGACUUUGCUCUACUUCGUGCCCAUCCCAAACUGCAGGAAAUCCACCUGCUGUUCCAGGUGUGACGCUCCUACUCCCUCUGCUCUAGCUGACUCUGAAUGAUCCGAGAAGAGCCUCACACACUCACAUGAGUUCAUCUGAGAGCUUUCAUAUCAUUUUUAUGAUGAUAUGAGCGAGCAUGAGCGAGAGAGCGAGCAUGAGCGAGUCCCUACUCCUAGCAAAGACUGAAGCCCUUCACGAGGCAAAUCAAACAAUUACCACACUCAAACUCUGUAUCCAAAAACUGUCAGAGGAACUUAAAUCAAAAUCUACACUACUCACAACAUGUAUGAACACGCUACCCUGGAAGCCUCACAGCCCAAAGACCUCAUCCCGACCGCCAUCCACCACAGCACCCAACCAGGACUCAACCUGGACUGAAAUGACAACUCGAACUAGAAAAACCAAUAACACCAUCCCCUGGAACCCGGCUGGGCCUACCUCAAGCUCCACGCCGAGCAAUCCACUGCUCCGGUCCGAGAUCCUCGCCGGCAGUGGGACGGAUCCCUCAAACGAUGCCUCCACAGUCCGGUUGGCCCUCUCUAACUGCUUCGAGGCCCUUAUGCAUCCUCCUAAGCCCGACAGCACCAGACCAAACCAGUCCCCUCUCCGUGGUGACGUGGCAGCGUACUCAACAGCGGGUGCCGGAGCUCCCGUGGCUCCUACACGGCCACCCGACGGAGCCCCCGGACCUUCGUCCUCGUCCACCGAUGUCUCCGCGGCGUGCUGGCCCGAUGAUCUUCUGGCGACCAGCUCCCGGGCGUCACCGAGCGCUGGUUCGAAGAACACCUCCCUGCCGGCUUGCAGAGGGAUUCCCGAGUGGCCUGGCACUGGCGGAAGGGACUCUUCUCCGUCAGUGCCUGGUCGUGCUCGGUCUCCCAGAAACCGCCUGGACUACCGCUCUGAGAGCCGGACCGCGUCCUUGGCCGCCCGAAGGAGGUUUCUCCGAGAGGCAGUCCGACGGAACUCCGCCGGGCCCACCACCACCGUCCCAGACCGAAAUGGCAGACCAUCCCCGCUGCCGCAGCCGUCCACCGCACCUCCGAGUCCUCCCAGCACCGCCAUCAGCUCUACUUCGGGCAAAGGAGCCAUGCAACCCCCGCCGCUGUUCCCACCCACCACCUUGAUCGUCGGUGACAGUAUCACACGAGGUAUCCGUUUUUUCAACGCCAUUACUCAUUCUUUCCCCGGUGCAACUGUCGCCGACAUCACGACAAAACUCCCCGGUCUUCUUCAGUCACUCCCUAUCCACCGCAUCAUUGCUCACGUCGGCACCAACCACACGGCUCACAAACAAUCUGAACUGACCAAAAGGGACUUCAAAUCACUUCUCCACAUCCUUUAGUGCAGCGGCAAAUCUGUUUUUAUAAGUGGUCCGCUACAAACGCUAUCACGUAGCAUUGAUCAUUUUAGCCGCCUUCUCAGCCUGAACUCCUGGCUUCGUUCACUCUGCAGCACCUCCUCCACCCACUUCAUUGACAAUUUUAACCUGUUCUGGAACCGACCCCCAUUUUUCUCCCAUGACGGACUUCACCCAAACAAACUGGGCUAUUACACACUUACCGCUAAUAUCCAACACCGUAUACACACCAACUGACUAGCAUUGUUUACACUCUCCCUGUCAUCCUCUUCUUCCUUGCCUGUCACUACCCCACCUGGAAACAGCGCCCCCCUCCGAGACCCUCGCCCUCACCAUCCCCUCCACCGGCUCCCCCAACAGGCCCCAACUGGUACUGCACACCACUCCCAUCGCCUCCACUACAGCAAGCUCCCCCUCCCGACCCAAACUGGUACUGCACCUUCCAAUCACAGAGACUCUCUGCCAUUCUGUCAUCUCACCAGGAUCUCGCCACAGCUUUUUCAUUCAAACAAUCACAACUACUAGACCCUCCUGCUCAAAUCCCAUGCAUGCAAAACAAAGGACAAGAAAUCAAACAAACCUCCGCUGCCUUCCCCCUGCCUCACUGCCCACCCCACAGCCCCCUCCCCUAAAGGUGGCCCUUCAAAACACCCUCUCCUUCAACAACAAAGGACACAUCAUGGCUGACUUUUUAACAGACAAUAACCUGGACUUUCUCUGUACAACCGAAACCUGGCACAAUCAUCUCGACCUCUUCCCACUAAACCAAGCCACGCCCCCCGGUUACUCCUUCCUACACCAACCCCGCCUCACUGGACAAGGCGAUGGCGUCGCAUUCAUCCACAAGCAGACCCUCAAGACCACCCCCAUCCCCACCCCGUCUGUCCACUCAUUUGAACACAUUUCAGUCAAACUCCCUGGCCCCACCCCACUGGUCAUUGUCACCAUCUACCGCCCUCCAAAACCCCACCCAUCAUUCCUUUCUGAUUUCUCUGAACUGGUCACCCAACUAAAUACCAUCUCAUCCUCUGUCCUGUUACUUGGAAACCUCAAUUUCCACAUCGACAACCCCACCUGCAAACAAGCCUCUGAUUUUCUGGAUCUAUUCGACACCCUCAACCUCACCCAGCAUGUACACUCCCCCACCCACUCCCACGGCCACACCCUCGACCUGGUCUGCUCUACAGGCAUCUCCAUCCACCAUCUCUCCACCAUCAACCUCUACAUAUCUGACCACCUGGCCGUCACUUUCACAGUGAGAAACGACUCAUCUCCUUCAGAAACCUCAAAUCCAUCUCGCCACAGGACAUCUCCGCCUCCCUAUCUAUCACCCUCACCGCAUCCCCUCCCCCACCUCCUGCCAAACUUGCUGACCUACUCAACUACUACAAUAACACUCUAUCCUCCUGCCUGGACCAGCUUGCGCCCCUCAAAACAAGAACAGUUUCAUUUAUACAUUCCGCCCCCUGGUUUACCUCAGAACUGCACAAAAUGAAAUCUCACAAACUUCAACUAGAACAUCUCCACCACAAAACCGGCCUCACCGUCCAUCUCCAAGCUUACACUGACGACCUCCACCUAUACAGAACAGCCCUCAAGUCCGCCCGCUCAUCCUAUUACUCCAACCUCAUCCACUCCGGCUCCAGCAACCAAAAGACUCUUUUCACCACAAUCAAAAAACUUCUCCACCCCAUAGACACCAUCUCCACCACCUUCACCCCGAAAAAAUGUAACUCAUUCCUCUCAUCUUUUCAAACCAAAAUCAACACAAUCUACAACUCCCUUCCCCCACCUUCCAUUCCCAGCUCCUCCCCUCCUCCCCUCAUCCCAUCAGCACUCUCCCGUUUCUCACCUGUUUCUCCAACCGACGUGACCAACAUCAUCUGCUCCAUGUCAUCAUCCACCUGCAUCCUGGAUCCCAUCCCAUCCUCCCUCAUCAAGCACUGCCUCCCCGUCAUCUCCCCCAUCAUUACACAGAUCAUCAACUCCUCCCUCAACUCUGCAACUGUUCCCCCUUCACUCAAACUGGCAGCUGUCACCCCCAUCCUUAAAAAACCUGGACUCAACCCCGACGAUAUCAAUAACUUCUGGCCCAUCUCCAACCUCCCUUUCCUGUCGAAAAUCCUGGAACGAGUCAUUGCAUCACAGAUCAAAACCCACCUCAACAAUAACAAUCUUUAUGAACUGUUUCAAUCAGGAUUCCGCACCCACCACAGCACCGAAACUGCCCUCAUCAAAGUCACAAACAACCUCCUCUCUGACUCCGGCCAACUCUCUAUCCUCAUCCUCCUUGACCUCUUCGCCGCUUUUGACACCAUUGACCACGCCAUCCUCCUGUCCCGCCUACACUCCCUCCUCAAUAUCACAGACACUGCUCUCAACUGGAUCCAUUCAUAUCUCACAAACCGGAAUCACUUCAUCCAUAUCAACAACUGCUCCUCCACAACUGACCCCGUGUCCCAAGGUGUCCCCCAGGGUUCGGUGCUUGGUCCUCUCCUCUUCAUCAUCUACCUCCUCCCUCUCGGCCACAUCCUCCGUCAACACAAUCUCCAUUUCCACUGCUAUGCUGAUGACAUUCAAUUGUACAUCUCUUCCACGUCCAUCACCCCCCUGACCCAACGCUCCCUCUCAAACUGCCUCACUGAUGUAAAAAACUGGAUGGACAGCAACCUUCUAAAGCUCAACUACAACAAAACAGAUCUCAUCAUCAUUGGCCCAAAAUCCCUCACCUCCACAGUCACAGACUUUCAUCUCUCCAUUAACAACUCCACCCUCUCCCCCUCCCCCCACUGUCGCAACCUUGGUAUUCUCUUUGACAGCAACCUCACAUUCACACAGCAUGUUAAGCAAAUCACCAAAACAGCCUACUACCACCUCAAAAACAUUGCCCGCCUCCGCCCCUCCCUCACCUACUCUGCAGCCGAAACCCUCAUACAUGCAUUCAUCUCAUCCCGUCUAGACUAAUGCAACAGUCUCCUUCACGGCACUACCUCCACUCUCCACAAUAAACUUAAACUCAUCCAGAACUCUGCCGCCCGCCUCCUCACCCAUACAUGCUCCCACCAACACAUCACCCCCGUCCUCCAGAACCUUCACUGGCUCCCCAUCCCCCAUCGCAUUCAGUACAAAAUACUCCUUCUCACCCACAAAGCACUCCACAACCAGGCCCGCCCCCCUACCUGCAAGAUCUUCUCCACCCCUACCCCCCCCCCCCCCCCCGCACCCUCUGCUCCCCCGAUUCCAACCUGCCAACCUCCUCACAGUUCCCUCGACCAAGCACAGAACCUGGGGGGACAGAGCAUUCUCAGUCACCGCCCCCACCCCCACCCUAUGGAACUCACUCCCACUGGACCUCAGAAACUGCUCCAACCUUACCAGAUUCAAAACCCAGCUCAAAACUCUCCUUUUCCGCACUGCUUUUUAUCUUCCUUAGCCCCCCCGAUUGUUGAUUUUACCUGAUUUUACUUGAUUUUAAUUGAUAUUGAUGUAUUUUAUUGUAUAUUGAUGUAUAAUUUUAUUCAUGUACAGCGUCUUUGAGUCUGAGAAAAGCGCUUUACAAAUAAAAUGUAUUGUUAUUAUUAUCUUCAUUCAUAUUUAGAAGAAGAGAGCCCACUACUUCAUCUCUCUAUCUGCAGACAAGCUUUCAAGUCUUUUUAGAAGGAGCUUUUUAGACCAAAGUGUGGACAGCUGCCCUAAACGAAGAAAUGAAGGUCUUUUUCCAAAGGGUCCAAAUCAAGUCUCCAUGUUGUAGGACAGACCAACAGCCAGCCUUUGCUCCUUGAAUCUUGUUGUUGUUUUUCUGUGAGUUUCUGUCAGAAAGACUCAGAAAAAGUGACAGAGUGAUGGAGACUGGUGGCUCAGAUGAGUUUCAGCCUGUUUCUCUGUCACAGGGACAAACUGAGGAGCUCUGCUUCAUGUUGGACAGCAGGUAGGACUCAUGUUGGACACUCAAUCAUUCUGACUGUGUUUCUUCCUCCAGGGUGGACCAUGGUGGAGAGCAGUGGUUAAAACCUGGUGUGAAGAAGUGUAAGUGUGGAAUCAGUUUGACUCCUGAUGACCAAACAGCAGACUGUCAGCUAACAAAGAAGAAAGCCUUCAGGUGUGUCUGA